CCAAUCCAAGCAUUUUUGAAUAUUCAAGUAAUCAAUAAUCAAUAAUCAACAAUGGGUUCCUCAAACCUCUUCCUCUCAUUCUCCCUCUCGAAACUUAUCCUCCUCCUUGCUCUCCUAACGCCAACCAUAUCUGCUGCAAACUCGAAUCACUUCACAGAAUACAUCGGCGCCUCGUUCAAUGGCGUCGCGUUCACCGACGUGCCCAUCAACCCGAACGUCGACUUCCACUUCAUCCUGGCCUUCGCCAUCGACUACACGGGCGGCUCGUCCCCCGCGCCCACCAACGGCCAGUUCAACAUCUUCUGGGACUCCAAUAACCUCUCCCCCUCCGCCGUCGCCGCCAUCAAACAGAGCAAUCCGAACGUGAAGGUAGCAGUCAGCCUCGGCGGCGCCACCGUCAGCGGCCAGCCCGUGAACUUCAGCCCUACCUCCGUCGACUCCUGGGUCAGCAACGCCGUCUCGUCUCUGACGAGCAUCAUCCAGCAAUACAACCUCGACGGCAUCGACGUCGACUACGAGAACUUCCAAUCCGACCCCAGCACCUUCACGCAGUGCAUCGGGCAGCUUAUAACGACCCUGAAGCAAAAUGGAGUGAUCUCGUUCGCUUCGAUCGCUCCCUUCGAUAACUCCGACGUGCAAACCCACUACCAAGCACUGUGGGCUAGCUUCGGCAGCGUGAUCGACUACGUGAACUUCCAAUUCUACGCCUACGGCCCCAGCACGACGGUGGAUCAAUACCUGAGCCAUUACAAUGAUCAAACCGCGAACUACAACGGGGGGACGAUUCUCGCGAGCUUUACGACGGAUAAUAGCCCGAAUUCGUUGUCGGCGGACACCGGGCUUAGCGCGUGUGAGAGUUUGCAUGCUGAGGGGAGCCUCCCGGGAAUAUUCAUAUGGUCCGCGGAUGACUCCAAAAGUGAAGGGUUUACUUACGAAACACAAGCUCAGGCAUUGUUGACUAGUUAAUCAACAAGUUAAUUAUUAUAUAUACUUCACAAUAAAGCACGUAGAAUUAAUUGUGGUUUGUUGGAAAAGAAUAAGUGCUAUAUUAUGUAGUAUUAUGAGCUAGUAUGAAUGAAAUAAGAUGCAAUUAAUUCUACCAGAUUGUUGUUAUUAAUUAUUAUUAUUAUUAUUAUUAUGGAAUAAAGUUCAAUUUGCCUUAA
Molecule: messenger RNA, 1163 nt
Organism: Ananas comosus (pineapple)
Lineage: Eukaryota; Viridiplantae; Streptophyta; Magnoliopsida; Poales; Bromeliaceae
Product: chitinase 2-like
Exons: 1
Coding region: 52-966 (304 amino acids)
Biological process (GO): carbohydrate metabolic process
Molecular function (GO): hydrolase activity, hydrolyzing O-glycosyl compounds
Source: RefSeq, a predicted model, not a curated record